UCGGUGGCUUUGUUCUCUUUGUGGUGGGGGUCCUGUGCGCCAUGCUCGGCCUCCUCUCAAAGACACUCUCCUACUUCUGGAGGCGUGCGGACAGCGAGGAGGGCCCCGAUGGGAGCUGGGCGAGCUCAGAUUCAGGUGAUAAAGAAAUAAAAAUUGUAGAAGGAGUCGUGACACGAUUUUGCCAUGAUUAUGGGAUGAUAGAUGACCUGAUAAUCUUCACAAAUGAUGCGGUUGUGAACGGUGUGAUGUUGACUGUUGGACAGAAAGUUAUUGCUACUGUUGAAGAGGACAAAAUAUCAAGUGGCUUGAAGGCCAUUAGGGUAGAAGCAGUCUGCAGCACAUGGGAAAACUCCAAUCCUACUUACGGUGCUUCUGAAAGGAAUACAAAACUACUAAUUGGUAAUAUUACCUCUCUCUCCAAGGAUGGUGGCUACAUUAAUCAGCAAACUUUUUUUGCAAUGGAAUCUGUUUGUGAAGGUUUCGAACCCUAUAAAGGUGACUGGGUACAAGCUAAAUAUUUUAUUAACCCAGCAACAUGGAGCAGUGAAGCAGUUGCUGUGAAACCUUUGAGAUACAAGCGGGUGGACAAGGUUCAGAUUUCCAGCAUCUGUGGAAGAAAUGGUACAAUAGAUGAAAGUAUAUUUUUCACUUUGGAUUCAGUGAGGCUUCCUGAUGGUUAUUCGCCUUGUGUACAUGACCUAGUGAAUGUGAUUGUGGUGGAAAGUAAUCAAUCGUGUUACAUUUGGAGAGCUCUCUGUUUGACUCCCGUUGAUCAGAAUGGACUAUCUCACUCUAAUGGAGUGAAUAUGGAUGAGCCAUAUGAAAACCUAGUGAAAGACAAAGGAGGAUUGGAGGUAUCAAGAAUGACUAAUUUUGGAACCCUGAAGCAGGGAGAAACUAAAAGCAUGAUCAUUUGGAUAGAGAAUAAAGGGAGUAUACCACAGUCCUUAAUCAGCUGCAGACUAGCUGGAUGGGUAAAAGGCAAGCAAUUCUAUUUUCAAAUUGCUCCAAGACGCCAGAAGAAUUCAGCAUCGUAUCUGUCAACUCUUCCAAUAAAUCAAGAGAAUGUCUCAAAAGCUGCAAUUAAUUCAUAUAGUGACAGCAGAGGAACAACAUAUGAGUCAUUGAAUAAUGCAACCACUGCGAAGAGUGGGAUCAUUCCAGAAGAAAGUAAUUCUCAGGAUCCCAAUUUAUCAAGGAAAAAGGAAAAAAUUUCCCUGGUAAACAAUGAAAAUCUACAUAAUGGGGUAAAUGAGCAAAGAGAAGAUGCAAAAGAAGAGCUGAUAAAUGAGGCUGUUAUUGCUAGAGAAACUGUCAUUCCACCCAGUGGAAGAACAUUUAUAGAGGUUGUAUGCACUGCCACAAACCCUGGAUACAAUAAAGAGCUCCUGUUGCUUGUUUUUUCUGAAUUUGUUAUUGGACGCUAUAUUGAAACCACUGUAAUAAGUGAAGAAGAAUUAAAAUUAGCACCUGUGGAACCAUUUUCUCCAAGAAAGUCUAAUAUUGUCCCCGUCCCUCAACAAAAGACAACGGUAGUUGCAACUAACUACAGAAGAAAUUGCAGAAGGCAGUUGCCAAGCUUUCUUCCCCAUUAUACUAUACCAGAUGGAUUAAGAAAGUGUGUGGAGCAGAAGUUGGACAUACUCACUUUUCAACCCCUCCUUGCAGAGCAUCUUAAUCUAGAUAAUUAUAAAGCAAACUUCUCUACUCUCUUGUGGCUUGAAGAAAUCCAUGCAGAAAUGGAAUUAAAAGACUAUAGUAUGAGUGGGAUUACUUUGAAAAGGAAUGGAAGCUCUUUGGUUUUGGAAGUGCCAGGAGUGGAAGAAGGCAGACCCUCCUUGAACAUAGGUGAUAAGGUGAUACUGAAAAGUCAGAUCUACUGCGAGCAUGUAGUAGAGUAUGUAGCCUACAUUACAGAGAUUCAUAAUGAAGAUGUUACUCUUCAACUUCAUCCCGACUUUGAACAGACUUACAACUCGGAGCCCAUGGAUGUGGAAUUUGUUCAUUCCAGGAUUACCAGCCGGCGAUGCCAGUUGGCGGUCGAGCAAGCCGUGCAUCUGGGUGAAAAAGUGUUGUUUCCAGAAAGGCUCCUUUUACAGUCACCACAAGCAGAAUAUUCUAUUGUUGAUGAUGGCCUUGAACAAGGUUUCAAACAGGAAAUUAAGGUCAAAAAUCUACAGAGCAAUCAGACAAAAUGCACGGCGCCAGGGGAGAUGAUGACCAUACCGGAUGCAGUCACGGUUCCAUCCGAAAGAAGUCAACCUGGCACUGAAACUGUGACACCUAAGCAGGUAGCUGGCCACUUUUUCAAUCCGCUGCUGAAUGAGCACCAGAAAUUGGCAGUGAGAAGGAUACUGACUGGUGAAUGUCGUCCAACUCCUUAUGUCCUUUUUGGACCACCAGGAACAGGAAAAACAUUAACAAUAGUUGAAGCUAUUUUACAGAUACAUUAUACUUUGCCAGACAGCCGAAUUUUGGUUUGUGCACCAUCAAAUACUGCAACAGAUCUAAUUUGCUUGCGGCUGCAUGAAAGCCAUCUGUUAAAACCAGGCAGCAUGGUCAGAGUUAACGCGAGCUGUAGAUCUCCAGAGCAAAUUGAUGAUAUAGUAAAGCCUUACUGCAGAGAUGGCGAAGAUAUUUGGAAAGCAUUAUGGUUCAGGAUAAUAAUUACCACAUGCAGCAGUGCAGGGCUCUUUUACCAAACUGGAAUACGGCUUGGACACUUCACACAUGUCAUUUUGGAUGAAGCAGGGCAAGCAAGUGAACCAGAGAGCCUGAUUCCCCUUGGGUUGAUUUCAGAAGCUAAUGGACAGAUAGUUCUUGUUGGAGAUCCAAAGCAGUUAGGGCCAGUAAUAAAAUCUGAACUUGCAGUGGCUUUUGGACUGAAUGUAUCCUUGCUGGAAAGACUGAUGUCACGAUCUAUGUAUCUGAGAGAUGAGGAUGCCUUUAGGACCUAUGGAUCAUACAAUCCUUUGUUGAUCACAAAGCUUGUGAAGAAUUACAGGUCGCACUCUGCAUUGCUUACCUUGCCAUCUAAAUUGUUUUAUCAUAAAGAGCUGGAAGUUUGUGCAGACACUUCUGUAGUAACUUCUCUGUUACACUGGGAAAAAUUGCCAAGGAAGGGCUUUCCGUUAAUUUUUCAUGGAAUACGGGGCAACGAAACCCGGGAGGGUCACAGCCCCUCGUGGUUUAACCCGACGGAAGCCGUUCAGGUGAUGCGCUACUGCUGCCACCUCGCUAAAAGCGAGCGCAGCGCCGUGCCAGUGGCCGACAUCGGCGUUGUGGCGCCCUAUCGGAAGCAGGUGGAAAAAAUAAGAUACCUUCUGAGAAGUAUUGAUUUGGAGGAUAUUAAAGUUGGCUCAGUAGAAGAGUUCCAGGGGCAGGAGUACUUGGUUAUCAUCCUAUCAACGGUCCGGUCUAAGGAAGGCUCCUUUUUUGAUGAGAAGUGCUGUUUGGGCUUUCUCUCAAACCCAAAGCGAUUUAAUGUAGCAGUUACCAGGGCCAAAGCUUUGCUGAUCGUGGUGGGAAAUCCUCAUGUCCUUGUAAAAGAUCCCUGUUUUUGUGCUUUGCUGGAGUACAGCCUGAAGAACAGAGUCUAUGUAGGCUGCGACCUGCCUUCUGAGCUGGAGCAUCUGUAUCAAUGUGACUGAUUUUUUUUCUGCGUUCAGAAUGCACUCAAUUCUCUUCUGCUUAGAAGUGAAGAAUGCGUGACAGUAACGUGGUCUUCAGCAAAUCCAGAAACUUUGGACGUCGGGAAAAUAUGUUUUUUGAAGUCAUUGAAAUUUGCACAAAAGGGUUUUUUAUCCUUUUCCUUAGAAAUUAGAGAGUUUCCUUAGAAAAACUACUGCUAGUAUUUUAUACUAUCA
Molecule: messenger RNA, 3866 nt
Organism: Nothoprocta perdicaria
Lineage: Eukaryota; Metazoa; Chordata; Aves; Tinamiformes; Tinamidae
Gene: MOV10L1
Product: Mov10 like RISC complex RNA helicase 1
Exons: 27
Coding region: 42-3650 (1202 amino acids)
Molecular function (GO): helicase activity
Source: RefSeq, a predicted model, not a curated record